CUUACCCGCCGUGCUCCGCGCAGCACACGCGGAAGUGGUUUCCUCUUGCUGACAAACCGGGCCUUUGUAGCCGUUCCUCCCGGCUGGCGACUACUACACAGAAUGGCAGGAGUGCGAGGGCCCAGGGAGAACCGGGCCGCCGCCAUGGCUGUGGAGCAGGACAUGUUCGACGCCGUCGUGAUGGCGGAUGAGAGAUUCCAUGGGGAGGGAUAUCAGGAAGGCUAUGAAGAAGGCAGCAGCUUGGGGAUUGUUGAAGGAAGGCAGUAUGGCACAUUACACGGAGCCAAAAUUGGAUCUGAGAUUGGGUGCUACCGUGGCUUUGCUCUUGCAUGGAAGUGUCUCCUACACAGUGGUGCAGGUGAGAAAGACAGCAGGAAGAUGAAGGUGGUGGAGGCGCUGAUCGCACUGCUGCAGCACUUCCCCUAUGAUGACCCCACUUACGAGAGGCUCCAUGAAGACCUGGACAGAAUCAGAGGGAAAUUCAGACAGCUAUGCUCACUGCUCAACGUGCAGCCAGACUUCAGGGUGACCGCGGGAGGCUCCAGACUUGCGUUUUGAGGACUCGGAAGAGCAGAUGUCUGCACAUAUAGUGUCAGAGCGAUUAAAGGCAGCCUGAGUGGCCCUCAUUGUUCCGUGAGAGGACCAGUGUGGCCUCUUCCCUAGGCUCUUGCUGGCUGGCUGGCUGAGAUAACACUACCCUGCCUUCUGCACAGGGUCCUGGCAGCACCCUCAAGAGAUUGCUCACUGCUGGUCAGAGUGAGUGGCUUUGUCAUCCCAGUGGUCCUGGGUUGGAUCACCCUGAGGGUAGGACUCAGGCAGGCUGAUGUAAAGGCGCUUAAUGGGGAGUGGCAGCAGGUUCUCUGCUGUGUGCUGGCCUCUGCUGACCGCACUUGGGCUUCCUUUGGUUCACUCCGCCCUUCUGGCAGUCCCAGAGGUGGGUGCCGUUCCACUUUAGAGGUGAUGAAGUAGACCCACCUAGUGUGACAGCCUGCCAGCAGAGCUGCCUGCUACCCCAGGUCCACGUCCUGCAGUGCCCCACACACUCAGUGCCUCUGCCUUGAGCAUAUGUUGUCAUUGCCUGCACCACUGGGACCCUGUCCUCUGCUGCAGAAGACCCAGAUUCCUGCAGUGUGUACAGGGUUCAGACUCCAUUGGGCUUAGUUUGCCUCUGGAUGCCAAGCUGAGAAGGCAAGGCCAGUCAGAUCCCUAGGAAGCCGAGGCAUGGCCUUCAUGCUGUCCCCAGGUGUGGGAUGAGCUCUACACAUUAAGAAGUGGCCGCGGGGGACUCCUGGGCACCAGAGCAGGACCAGAUGGUGACUGCCGCUGUGACUGUCAGGGGCUUGCCCGUGUGCCUCUGCUUCUUUAGCAGCAGCUUGGUGUUCACAGGCAGGUAUAAGGUGAGCUAGCAGGAAUAGGCUCAGUAUAUACCAUUUCACAGGCGUGGACACACAUGGCAGCAUGUGUUGAUAUGCCCUCCUUUGGGUGGCGCCAUUGUACCCUGACUGUCCCUACUUCAGUUUUAGGGCAUGAUGUGAAGGGGCCACCAUGGAUGUGUGCCACUUUGGUUUGGGUUCUUUUUUUUUUUUUAAUUUUUUUUUUUAGAAACAGAGUCUCACUGUAUAGCUCAAGCUAGCCUUGAAGGGUGAUCCUCCUGCCUCAGCCUUAUGAGUGCUGGGAUCUCAGGCCUGUGGCCCUAGGACACUGUUUUUAAUAUCAUUUCAUAGCAUCUUGAUAGAGUAGGUACAGCUGGAGCUCUUCCCUCAUUCCGUCAGCCCAGCCUAGCCAGAGAGGGAUGGUGCUGGUGCUUGAGGCCCGGGGUGCCACGCAUCUGGCUUCCCGAGCCUGGCAAUAGCCUCUCGGGAGUCUCACACUGUUCUCCAGCUGCUCCCAGGAUCAGGUGCCCUUCAGUGAGCUUCUCUGGGUGCUGAGUUCAGAGAGCUGUGGCUGCUGUUUUGAUCAUAAUUUACUUUUCUAUUUGGAGAAAAGAAUAAAUAAUGUGUUUUACAGCGACAGUCUGGUAUCAUUGUACUGACAGCUGCUGCAGUCCUCCAGCACCAAGAUGCUGAGGUGUUAGGAUCUCUGUUCAGAGAUGUGGGCCCAGCAUUCCUGCCACAUUCUGCCCUGGAUUUGCUACCAAAGGUAGCAGUUACUAGUUCCUCUCUUGUCUCUGCCCCCUUUCCCUCUCAACUCUUUGUCUGUUCCUCCAUUCCCCUUACCUUGUAGAUAGGUGUUAGAGUUCCCACCUGUCAGCAUUGCCACAGCCACCUGUCUGAUACCUCCUGUGUUCUCAAGGGCCCCAUCCAAUCCCCAGCACGCUUUGGUUACCCCAAAAGGUCUUCUGGAUCACAGUAUAGACAGUGCAGAGGAACAUUCUGUCAUGUGGGUGUGUCCCUCUCCCCCCGUUGAGAUGGCUGUGUCUGCUGUGAAAGGUAACAUGGUCAUGAGAAGGAUGCUACUUCUAAAUGUCAUCCCGCGCAGGUGAUACUCGGAACUGCCAUAGGCAACCCCAGGGAGCUGCGGUGAAGCUGCACCUCAGUGUGGUAGAGUGGCACCUGUGGAACGUGUGUCCUUAAUGUCACUACUGAGCUGUGAGCUAGUGCCCUGCCUUCUCAGACCAUGUCCUGUGAGCUCUAAGUGUCUCCACUGCUGGACUGUUUUCUGUCCCUCGUCUUACCGUGUUCUGGCUGGCUCUAUGGCAGAGUGGCCUCGCUUUGAUGCCAUCCCUUAUGAGUGGCAGUGUGUCACAUGCCGGAGGCCAGAGGUGUCUGGAUUGGCUCCUCCUAAGUCUCUCUGCUGAACCUGCUGCCUGUGUCUCCUGCACAACUGUGUCCUGACUGAACAGGGACUACCAGUGAUCUCAUUCUCCCUCAUCCCUCAGUCACCUACAGAUUUAUCUGCAGUCACAGGGCAGGGCUUGUGACCGCCAGCUCGGCAGGAUCUGGAAUCACCUAGGAGACACACCUCUGUGGAUGGCUGUGAGGGUGUUUCCAGAGAGGCUUAGCUGAGGAGGGAAGACCCACCCUGAGUGUGCUCUGUCCCAUGAACUGGAGAAAGCAUGCUGGGCGCCAGCAUACAUGUCUCUCUGCCUCCAGGCUGGAUAUAAUGUGACCGUCUGCCUCGGGCUCCUGUUGCCAUGCCUCCCCACCCUGAUAACUGCCACCUUAUUAACUGUGGCCCAAUAAACCCCUUCAUCCUUUAAA
Molecule: messenger RNA, 3200 nt
Organism: Arvicola amphibius (Eurasian water vole)
Lineage: Eukaryota; Metazoa; Chordata; Mammalia; Rodentia; Cricetidae
Gene: Lto1
Product: LTO1 maturation factor of ABCE1
Exons: 5
Coding region: 103-558 (151 amino acids)
Source: RefSeq, a predicted model, not a curated record